This is a messenger RNA of Lycium barbarum (goji berry), 2549 nucleotides long. Its product is annotated as mitogen-activated protein kinase 19-like. The transcript is spliced from 10 exons. Gene Ontology annotation, molecular function: MAP kinase activity; ATP binding. The record is from RefSeq and is a predicted model, not a curated record. Bases 486 to 2264 code for a protein of 592 amino acids. Gene Ontology annotation, cellular component: cytoplasm; nucleus. NCBI's taxonomy places the organism in Eukaryota, Viridiplantae, Streptophyta, Magnoliopsida, Solanales, Solanaceae. Gene Ontology annotation, biological process: protein phosphorylation; intracellular signal transduction.
CUCACCAUUUUUCCUCUCCUUUCUUCUUCCUCUUCAUUUGCCUUCCUAAAUUUCUCCAUCUUCCAAAACCUGAAAAAGUGUCUCCUCUUUCUUUAAAUUUUUUGUAGAAUUCUUAGUCUUAAACUGAUAAUUCUUUUUUUUUUUUUUUUGUAUGUUAGUUUAUAAAAAGAAGCAUAGUGGUUUCUUGAAAAGUGGAUGAGUAAGUUGGUAUUUGGUGUUAGUAUAUUUGGAUACGUUAAUUUUUGUGAAAGAAAAACAAGGGAGUGCAGUUUGGUUAUAAGGAGUUGGUGUAGGUGGGGCAAGUGUGGUUGAAUAAGUUUCUUGAUUUAUUUCCUUAUUGGGGUUAUCAAGAUUUUUUUUUUUUUUUUGAUCUGAUCUUUUGUUUAAGAUCAGGGGACUUAGAGAAGAAAAGGGUACCUGAAAAUAUCAUUUUUUGUUGUUGAAUUUAUUUGGUUUUUCAAGAUUGUUUUUGAAGUCUUGAAAAGAUGCAGCAAGAGCAACGCAAGAAGAGUUCCAAAGAAGUGGAGUUUUUCACUGAGUACGGUGAUGCUAAUAGGUACAAAAUUUUGGAAGUUAUAGGCAAGGGAAGUUAUGGAGUAGUUUGUGCUGCAAUUGACACUCAUACAGGAGAGAAAGUGGCUAUAAAGAAAAUAACUGAUAUUUUUGAGCACAUCUCUGAUGCAAUUCGAAUUCUACGUGAAGUCAAAUUGCUUAGACUUCUAAGGCAUCCCGAUAUUGUUGAAAUUAAGCGAAUCAUCUUACCACCUUCAAGACGAGAAUUCAGAGAUAUUUAUGUUGUUUUUGAGCUUAUGGAAUCUGAUCUUCACCAUGUCAUUAAGGCUAACGAUGACUUGACACAUGAGCACCACCGUUUUUUCCUCUAUCAGAUGCUGCGAGCAUUGAAAUUUAUGCACACAGCAAAUGUGUACCAUCGAGAUCUUAAGCCAAAGAACAUUUUGGCAAAUGCAAAUUGUAAACUCAAAAUAUGUGAUUUUGGAUUGGCAAGGGUUGCAUUCAACGAUACUCCAACCACUACAUUUUGGACGGAUUAUGUUGCUACAAGGUGGUACCGUGCACCAGAGCUAUGCGGGUCUUUCUUCUCCAAGUAUACACCUGCUAUUGAUAUCUGGAGUAUCGGGUGUAUUUUUGCGGAGGUCUUGACCGGAAAACCAUUAUUUCCGGGCAAAAGUGUUGUUCACCAGUUGGAUUUGAUUACUGAUCUUCUUGGGACACCAUCAGCUGAUAUCAUAUCUGGGGUUCGUAAUGAUAAGGCAAGGAAGUAUUUGACUGACAUGAGGAAAAAGAGCCCAGUUCCUUUUACUGAGAAAUUUCAAAAAGCAGAUCCUUUGGCCCUCCGACUGUUACAGAGGUUGUUAGCAUUUGAUCCAAAGGAUCGCCCAACUGCUGAAGAGGCUUUGGCUGAUCCAUACUUCAAGGGACUGGCCAAGAUUGAGAGGGAACCUUGUAGUCAACCAAUAUCAAAGCUGGAGUUCGAGUUUGAGCGACGAAGGGUCACAAAGGAUGACAUCAGAGAACUAAUAUUUAGGGAGAUACUAGAGUAUCAUCCUCAACUUCUAAAGGACUACAUGGCUGGAAAUAAUGGUGCAAAUUUUGUCUAUCCUAGUGCCAUUGGUAAUUUCAGAAGGCAAUUUGCUUAUCUAGAGGAAAAUAGUGGUAAAAGUGGCCCAGUAGUUCCUCCUGGUCGAAAGCAUGUCUCUCUCCCACGAUCUACUGUAAAUUCCAGUACUAUUCCACCCAGAACACAGCAGAAUCCUAUGUUUGAUCACAGGCAAACUACAGAAAAGGCAACUGCUGGCGUCAGAGUCGCAGACCAGAAGGUUUUGCGGCCACCACCUCGAGUACCCACAGCCAAACCUGGAAGGGUUGUAAGACCAUAUGAUGGUGACAGGAGCAUCACUGAUGGAAGAAUAUAUUCCCAGAACUCUGUCGUCCCACCUCACGGCAUGUCCCCACAUUAUCUGUACAGAAGUAACUCUGCACAUCUAGAAAAGUGCAGGACAGAAGCAGAGAAGGACCGCUCUCAAGUUAAACCGCAACCUGGGCAGUACACGGUUGCCAAGUCGACGGCUAGUAUGAGUUUCGAUAUGAACACUAACCCGUAUUAUCAUACACAGGCAAGGGUAGCACAGAUAGGAGGUCAGAUCGCCAUGGAUGCAAAACUACUACAGGCGCAAACACAGUUUGGUGCAGUCGGUGCUGCAGCUGUCGCUGUUGCUGCUCACAGAGAGUAUGGUCUAACUUAGCAGAGACUAUCUUUUGAUGGUUCUUUGAAUCAAGUGAGGACAUCCACCUUGUAGUUAUGACAGUUCGGGAUGUGCAUUUUCCUCGAAUCAAGCAGCACGGGAGAUUUGAAGAGGGAUCUAUUGACGCGGUAGAUGACAGACAACCAGUAAUAUGGCAUUAGUCAGGGUCUCUAAUAGGCAUUCUUUAGCUUUAGUUUGCCCUGUUGAGUUAGUAUUUAUGCCUCUGUAAAUAUAUAGGUACUGCGUCAUUGAUAUUAAUGAAGAAAAAAGUGGUUCUUUGCUUCA